Condylostylus longicornis is the source of this 837-nucleotide messenger RNA. RefSeq lists its product as uncharacterized. The record is from RefSeq and is a predicted model, not a curated record. Lineage: Eukaryota; Metazoa; Arthropoda; Insecta; Diptera; Dolichopodidae. Gene Ontology annotation, biological process: proteolysis. Gene Ontology annotation, molecular function: protein binding; aspartic-type endopeptidase activity. The transcript has 5 exons. The coding region runs from base 1 to 837 and encodes 278 amino acids.
AUGCUUCAGCCAAACCAAAGAGGAAACGCUGGAUCAAUUUCUGAAGUCUUAGCUAAUUUAGAUUUCUCAGCUCUGGAUCUGAGAAGUUCCACACAAGAAGUGCAACAGAUUAAUCAGAUUGUCGAAAAUUUACUUGCCCGCAGUCUUGUUGAACCAGAACUCCCAGAAAUGAUUUCAGCAACCAAUCCUGAUGUAGCAGCAGCGCUAAGAAGUCGUGACAAGGAAGCAUUGCGUCAAGCUGUGAAAGCAGAGCAUGAGAAAAAAAGAAAUGCAACAAUCAUGUCAAAAAGAUGCGCAGAGCGAUGCAAUUUGAUGAGCCUUGUUGACACAAGAUUCAGUGGAAUAGCCAGGUGUGUUCCAUGUUCAACGACUGUGGCAAGCUCUGCUUACUUUAGAGGCGUUGGGACUGCCCGAAUUGUUGGAAGAAUUCAUAUGGUUCAGCUUAAGAUGGGAAACCAAUUUUUUGCAGCCUCUCUCACAGUCCUUGAGGACGAUAAGGUUGAUUUUUUGUUCGGAUUGGAUUUAUUAAGGCGACAUCAGUGUUUGGUCGAUUUGCGCGAAAAUGUUUUGAGAAUCGGUCAUGAGGCUCUUCCGUUUCUUUCUGAAAAAGACAUCAAUGCGCCCGAUUCAAACCAACCCGUCGCACCACAACCGUCAUCCGAAUCGGCCCCUCAGAUUCGGCGUCAGGAUGGUCGGCAACAGAUUUCAGAAGAGAAAGUGAAGAGAUUGGUUGAUUUGGGUUUUCCCAGAGGUGCAUCCAUUCGAGCCUUAGAAGCUUCUGCUUGGGAUGUUGAAAUUGCCGCCGCAUUAUUAUUUCAACAACAUGAAUUUAGUUAA